UAUUGCCACAUAGGAUUGCCUUGACCUUUGAAACUCAGCAGCAACCGAAACAAAGUGAGAAUUGACUUGCUAGAUUAUGUAUGGAUGGCUCAAAUAUUAAUUGUGGUAUAUGCGUACUCUCUAGCCCAGUUUGGAAAGACAAUCCGUGUCGGUUGACUGCUACAUAAUUUUUAGGUUACCUACUGUUGAUUAUUGUAACGACUUAAGUAGGCUAUACAAAGGGGACGAACUCAUUUUAAUCCUCAGAGAACGGGGAAAUGCUGUCUUUUUUCACUUCUUUAAUUCCGUCUCUACCGAGUUGGUUACUGUUUGAAACAAGUCCUGUCGAUAGUUUUAUGCAAGGAAUUGUUGGAGCAUGUGGGAUCUCAGUGCUUUGCAGUCUACUGAGAAUUCACGUAUUCAUUGAGUCAGAGAGAAAUGAAAAUGACAAAGGUAAUGAAGGGAAAUCAAAACCAAGGGCAGGCCACCUCAAGUGGCUGUUUGGAGCAUUCCAGUUUUGGUUCCUCACAGGGAUCCUUGCUAUUGUGGGGUCACAAGUUGCAUCACUGGUUGUUCUUGAAUUCAUACUGAGAGUGAUUUCAGCACGAGUCACUGCUGGACCAGAUUCCCACACUGGGUAUACAGAGAGGUUACUUGUUCAGUGUCAAUUCUCUGUGGGAUGUGCACUAAGCUGCAGUCUUCAUUUUCUCCACAAGGAGGCACCCCAUCGCUGGUUGAGUCUUCUGCUUGCCACAGCACUGAGUUGGUUCUUGGCCAGUCAGUGUUCAAGACUAUAUCAACAUGUGAAGACACUAUUCCAUUUGCACAGUUCACAGCGCUACUGUGGUAUCUGUAUUGGACUAUUAACCUCAGGAUCUUCCAUCCUAACCUUUUUAUGCUGUCUUCUUAUUCUCACGUUCACUGUGGCUGCAAUUGCUGCUUUAAUUUCCAUCAAUCAGCAGUUUUUGUCAGCCAAAGAGGCUAUUCGGUUCUGGACACCCUUAACAAUCUGCUAUACACUGCUUGUGGUGUCUACACAAGAACAACAACGGCAACCCACUAGCCAGACAGCUUUUCACACAGUGGUGGUACGACUCGGAGGCCUAUUUCUGCUGAUGCUGACAGUGGGCCAAUGGGCAGAUAUGUUCCAUGUCCUCGUGUGUUUCCUGGGAGAAGCAGCUUGUUUAAUUCCUACUGAAGACCUACUGAAUGCCAGAGAAAAUGGUACAGCAAAAGUUCACAGUAACCAGGAUUUGAAAGGAUACAACAGAAGACAUUUAAACAAAAAUGAAAGUAAUUAACACUAUAGCUGACUGCCUUUCUGUACUUAUUUUCUAAUUUCUUGUUAUAAUUUAUACUUUUGUUAUCGUUAUGUAUUGUUACUUUACGUAUAUGUGGGACUUGCAAGUAAAGAAUAAUAAAUGAAGGCUAAAUAUCAUGUUAUUGGCAGUAGUCUGCAAUGUACUGUAUGGUAAAGAAAAGGCCUACUAACAUUUUUCAGUGUUUGAGACACAAAAGCCCCUGAUAACUUUAAUGAUUUCACAUGGAUCAUGAUGCCCACAUCAUGUGAUGCCAAAUGAGCCUAUAUCAAAUGUUACUGGGCCUAAUAACUCAUUUAUAAUAAUUACACUCAUGUUGUUGAUAACGUGUUGUACCAGACCAGACCAGUCCGAUUUAAGGUACAAAAAUACUCUGCUAUUGCUAGUCCAGCUGAUAUGCUACUUAAAGUGGUGAACCAUUUGAUUAAAUCAAGUGAUCCUGAACACAUACCAUCUAAAACUUGCAGACCACCACAAUGUGACUGCUCGCCAUAACAUUUAUUUUUAGUUUUGCCUGACAUUCUUUGUAAGAAUUAAUCGUCAGACCUCAAGUAUUUCAACUGAGGCAACAGAUUGAAAUGACCUUUAAAACUACACAUUAAAAGUUAGUGCCUUUCAAGAUUGUGUGAAUACUCUAAAGUUACAACAGUGGGUUAUGAUGACAGACAAUGACAGCUAGCCAAACAGGCAAACUGCACAUCAAGUAGUCCUAAAUGAUAAAAAAAAAAAAAAGACUUUCCAUUCAGAAACUGCAUCUGUCAUCCACUGUUUUAGGCGUCUGACAGAGAAGAACUGCUCCAAAAUAUGUCAAAACACCUGGCUUGUCUGAUUCUUUGAGGUUUCGAUUGUUACACACUUUCUUCCAACACUGCUUUCCCCAAUGGCUCCUAGAUCUAGGCCUUUUAAUUGUUCACAUCUAUGAACUAAAAAACAAUUAGGAUGCUAAAAAAUCUGUUUCUAAUGCUAACUUGCUCAUGCAAAUAAUUAGCCAUAGCGACUCAUGAUGCGAUCUGGGAAAACCCUUCACAUUAUGCAAUUUUACCAACUUAAGAUUUUGGAUCCAGGAUUUUGCUAUAGGGGACAGUGUCCAGAAUGUGGAUGGUGUCAGAAUCUUAAGUUGGUGAAAUUUACCAGAGAGGGUUGAAACCAAAAAAAAACAAAGAUUUUUGAGUGCACCAUGUGAAGGGUUUUCCUAGAUUGCAUCACAUUUUAGUACCAUUAUGGCAAACAUAAAAUUUGAUGUCUGAGAAUGUUUAGCUUGCAUACAGCUCUGGAAAUAAUGAAGAGACCACUGCAAAAUUCAGUUUCUCUGAUUACUAUUUGUGUUUGAAUAAAAGGUUCAGUUUUGUUUUUUUCUGUCAACUACUGACAACAUUUCUCCCAAAUCCCAAAUAAAAAAUAUUGUCAUUUAGA
Messenger RNA from Alosa sapidissima (American shad), 2711 nucleotides. It is a transcript of the gene tmem82, whose product is annotated as transmembrane protein 82. Bases 258 to 1280 code for a protein of 340 amino acids. The record is from RefSeq and is a predicted model, not a curated record. The transcript is spliced from 6 exons. Lineage: Eukaryota; Metazoa; Chordata; Actinopteri; Clupeiformes; Clupeidae.